AUGCGCGGGGACGCUGCGGAGAGGGCGGUGUCGGGAAGAGGUGCGCCGAGCGUGGUCCGGGACGAUGAACGAGGGAUCUCGAGCGAGCUAGGCAGAAAAGAAGCCGGCGGCACCUCGAUUCGGGACGUCACAUGGUGGGACCAGGAAGUAAGAAAGAGGAAGUUCGGUGGAUGGAUCCGUGAGGAGAAAUUUGCGAGCGUGGUAGAGAUGGAAGGGGGGAAGGAGAGAAGGUGGCGACAGAGGAGUCGGGAGAGAGAGGAGGCAGUGUCCCAGCGUCGGGAGAGAGCUGACGGCAAACUGACGGUGAGAAGAUUCGAUACCUGCUUGUCGCGGCGCGUCUAUAUGUCACAUGCAUUCUUCAUAGCAACUCCCUUCAUCCCUCUCUUUCUUUCUUUCUCUCCAUCUCCAGCUGUCUCCGCCCUCUCCCUGUUCAUGUCGUCCAAACGCGGUCGCAAACGGAACGACAAUCUCCCUCCAAACCGCGCACGCGAUGUCCAGAGAGCGUUCCGCGCUCGUCGCGCUGCCCAUCUCGAGGCAUUGGAACAGAGAGUGGCUGAGCUGGAGGAUGAGAAUAAUGCAUUGCGAGCUGCUCUCAACCUCCCGCCGGCGAACAGGGCUCCGUUGGGCAAAGGUCCUACCGGAAAGGACAAACCGAAAUCCCAUAUCCCCGGCCUUCAAACGUCGCAAUCGUCCACCUCGUCCCUGCCACCCAUCUCCGCGCUGCCGCAUAUAUCUCCUACCAUCUCCAACACCCGCACCGACUCACCAUCCUCCGCCUCCGACACUAGAACACAGUCGCUUUCUCCGACCGUGGUCGGUGCUACCCUCGCACAGGCCAACCAGUCUGUUGUGCCCACAUUGGAGUCCGCGAACUGGCCGGAGUCCAUGUUUAUGGAGAAAGACCAGCCGGAAGCGUCGACGUCGACGUCCUCCGGGUACGCUAUGCCCUCGGUCGUGUCUGCCUCGUCCUCCUACCCGCCUUCCACGUCCAGACAGACAUUCCCGGAGAUGUAUCUGCAAUCUGUCACCCAAAAUUACCCGCAUACAGCAGAUAGGCCCAUGGGCACCGAAACUUACUCCUCACAUUUCACCACCGUGCGCGAUGAGCGGCGGACGUUUCCGUAUUCGCAAGCUGCAUUUCCUCCUCAUGCCCCCCCGAUGCAUUCGCAGUCCCCACAUCUACCCCCCGUGUCGUCCGCUAUGGCCCCGCAGGGCGGGAGUCUAUCAAUUCCAUCGCCUCUAUCAUACACACACAGACGAUCGAUUACCGAGCCCCAGGGGUAUCGGAACAUGCUGCCGCAGAUGCGGCAGGCGCCGCCUCCGCCAAUACGCCUGCCGUCGCCCUCCAUGUUGCCGCAGUCGAAUGCGCCAAAUUCCGUCUACGACGCGCGCAAAAAUGAUCGGAUGCACUGA
Molecule: messenger RNA, 1413 nt
Organism: Sparassis crispa
Lineage: Eukaryota; Fungi; Basidiomycota; Agaricomycetes; Polyporales; Sparassidaceae
Exons: 3
Coding region: 1-1413 (470 amino acids)
Biological process (GO): regulation of DNA-templated transcription
Molecular function (GO): DNA-binding transcription factor activity
Source: RefSeq, a predicted model, not a curated record